Octopus sinensis (East Asian common octopus) is the source of this 1891-nucleotide messenger RNA. Its product is annotated as collagen alpha-6(VI) chain. The record is from RefSeq and is a predicted model, not a curated record. Lineage: Eukaryota; Metazoa; Mollusca; Cephalopoda; Octopoda; Octopodidae. Bases 257 to 1522 code for a protein of 421 amino acids. The transcript is spliced from 6 exons.
UUGGAAAACGGCGUAAACGUCAUAAACCGGAAGUUAAUUGUGUAACUCUUAACGAAACAUAUGUCGAUUCUAUAUAAGGAAAUAUGUUUCCCCCAAAUAUUUAAAACUAUUUUUUUGUUCGCCCCCGAAUCUUACUAUACAUAAAUUAUGCCCCCCGUCAACUUCUAGCUUCAUAUUGCUUGUCAGUUUUAACAGACGAUUGACUCAACUUGCGAUCCUCACUAAGAAGACUGAAAAAAACCUCUAAACAACUUGGAUGAAUCUUUGUUCAUAUUCUCAGAAAAUGAAACCAUACACAUCAAUUGUCCAUACUAUUUUUCUACUACUUGCUGGCUUAAAGUUGUUGUCAGCUCAAGAAACCUAUUAUUGCGGCGGGAAACCUGCGGAUGUUUACUUUCUUUUGGAUUCUUCAACGAGUAUUUGGUUUGUAGACUUCGCCAAACAAAUAAAAUUCGUAGAAAACAUGAUUGAGCUUUUUGAAGUCGCACCGAAUAAAACCCGUAUUGGUCUGGGUACGUUCAGCAACAGUUUCUAUCCACAGUUCAGUUUUAAAGACUACACCAAUAAAACUCAAGUAAUCGGUGCACUGAAGAGUAUUCGUCAAAAUUAUGGAGGAACCAAUACGGCGAAAGCUAUCAAGGAGAUGCGUGAAAGAGAAUUCAAUCCUCUGGGCGCUCGACAAGACGUUGCUCAUAUUGCUAUCAUUUUAACAGACGGGAAAUCUUGGAGCUUAUCAAAAACGGCUGAAGAAGCUAAAAUAGCCAAAGAAAAGGGUGUCUACAUGUUUGCCGUUGGUAUUGGUAGCAAUGUGGACCUCAAAGAACUAAAAGGCAUAGCUAGCGAAUCAAAUAAAAAGGAAUCACAAUUUGUGUUUCAUGUGGAAAACUUUGAUGCCUUAGAUUCCAUUAAGGAGAUUCUGGCGAUCCAGACAUGUGAAGUUGUACCGAAUGACCAGUACAGAUGUGGAGCAUCUGGACAAGCGGACAUGAUCUUUUUAUUAGACAGACUUGUCAUGGCGCCAUCACGAAUUCAACUGAUUAAAGAUUUCAUUGCAAGGACAGCAGAUUUGUUAGACAUGGGCCCUAAUAAUCCCGUUCGAAUCGGUGUCUUCACAGAUUGUCCGGACUCCGAAGAUAUUUACCUGAACGAUCAUAAUGACAAAUAUAGUUUCAUUAAAGAACUAAAAGUAACCAAAGACAAAUCAAGGAUACACACUCUGAGACGAGUUCACCGAGUAGGAUUUAGCAAGAACAAUGGCGCUCGAACGGAAGCGCGAAAACUUGUCAUCCUUUUUGUGGACAGUCCACUGAUAGACGCCAAAAAAGUACUUUUAGAAGCAAUGAAAAUGAAAUUAUCGGAUAUCGAGAUAUUCGUGGUUACCAUUGGCAAUGAAUAUUUAGAGAAAGAAAUGUCCAGACUAGCAUCUAGAAAAGUCAAAGAACAUACUAUCAGAGUCCCAAGUUAUUCUGAAUUAAACGACUCCGUGGCAAACUUCGUCAAUCUUAUUUGUGAAAAACUAUGAAUCUAGAAACAUCCAAAGAAUUCAUUAUUAGUAGAAUUACGUGAACUUUGAUCGAAGUGGAAUAAUGGUCUCUGUUGGUCGAUGUGAAGGACAAUCGGACCAGUUUGCUUGAAAGAGAAAAGAAUGGAACAAAACCUAUCCUUUCAUGGCCGGUAUCAUAUUUCCUAAUUGAACAAUUGGACGAUUUUUAUUUUCUCUACAAACGAAACAAUACCUGUUGGGGGCGUUCGUACGCACGAACAUUUGAGUGAAUGGACAGACACUCUUAACAUGAUUGAAAGUAAAGCAUUACGAUGUCGGUAUCCAUUUGUGUGCAUGGGAAUGUAUGAAGCAACACGUUUAUGUAUAAAAUAAUAUGAUAUUAUAUAU